Molecule: messenger RNA, 1434 nt
Organism: Penicillium paradoxum
Lineage: Eukaryota; Fungi; Ascomycota; Eurotiomycetes; Eurotiales; Aspergillaceae
Exons: 1
Coding region: 1-1434 (477 amino acids)
Molecular function (GO): acyltransferase activity, transferring groups other than amino-acyl groups
Source: RefSeq, a predicted model, not a curated record
AUGUUCCAGCCUUAUGACCUGACACCAUUGGACCAUGCCGGGCCCGUGGUGCAUCUCAACCCGACUCUCUCGUUUAAUUUGACAGGCAAGAAUCGUUUGGAGGUUCUUCGACGAGCGGAAGAUGCUCUUGAUCGUUUACUCUCUGAAUUUCCCGUUCUGACUGGGAUGGUCGUGCCGUCUACCCACGCCGAUGGUAAAAGCAAUGCCUUCCACGUACGGCCUGCCAGUGCGGACGAAAUUGAAGAUCAGCCUUUUUUUAUCGCUCAUAACCAUGUGGAGCACACCCCUCUUACUCUGAAUGGACGUUUCAACCCUGCCCUGACGCCGUUCCCAAUCCUGAGCCCGCCACGUAGCCCUUCUCCUGUGCUACGAUUGAAAGCAAACGUGAUAGGAGAUAGGCUACACUUGGUUUGGUGCUUUGAUCACCGGGUUAUGGACGGCCUCGGGUUUCUUACUUUGCUCACUACGUUUGCCGCAUUCUGCCGUGAUCCAGAUACAUCGGGGCGAUUGAUCACGACCCCACAUAAACAAGAGAGAGCAAGACAGCACAUUGAUGACAUUGCAUCUACAAGUGAGCGACUAGGUCUCAGUUGGACGCGUUUCCCUCAUCCACCAAGCGAAGAUGAAAUGUUCAAAGAUCCCAGCCAAGUGCCGAUCAGUUCUUACCAUGUACUCGAUGCCCGGAAGAUAAAGAUGCUGUACGAUGCCUGUACAGUGAUCCUAUAUUCUCUUCCUGAGCGGUACAGGAGAGGUUUUCCGGAUGUUUUCUUCCCACCGAGUCUGGUCGUCACCGCGCUAGUGGGCUUUUGUGGCAGCCGCGCCCGCUCGCGAGCUUUCCCCGACCAACAGAAGCAACCAUCCAACGUUUUCGUCGCGGCAAAUAUUCGCAAGGCAGCCGAAUUACCAUCGUCAUAUCUCGGGAAUGCGAUCUUGGCCGUGGAAAGUGCGUGUGAUAGCGCCGUGCCACCUCCGCGUGAAGCCUUAGAAAAUAUCCAUGUGCCAGGGCCUCUUGGUACAGCAGAACCGGAGGAUAUCUGGCGGAUUUGGAACACUGCCCGAAACCUUCAGCAACAAUUCAAUCGUCUUGACAGUCAUCGAGUGCAAGGCAUGAUCGCCACUAUGUCUGACAAGCGUGAUUGGAGUUCAUUCCGACCUGGGUUUGGAGUGAAUAUGCACGUGUCUGACAUUAGAGCAACUUCGCUUUAUGUGAAUUAUGGUCCGCUCGGAAUUCCCGAGUUAAUAGACCUGCCUUUUGAUGAUGUUCCUGGCGUAUGCUGGAUAAUGCCCCCUCAUCCGUCCGAUCCUCCAUCGUCAUAUCCUUGUUGGAGGCUGCGAAUGAUCUUGGAACGAACGGCGAUGGAGUGUCUAUCCAAUGAUCCCCUUUUCCAAUGGGUGACAACUCCGAGCCCAGCUUCCAGAAGCGCCAAACUUUGA